Messenger RNA from Owenia fusiformis, 4609 nucleotides. The record is from the annotation of a GenBank genome assembly. NCBI's taxonomy places the organism in Eukaryota, Metazoa, Annelida, Polychaeta, Sabellida, Oweniidae.
ACAAUUGGGUCAUUCACAUGUGACGCAAUCGGCGCACGGAGACGCCGACGCUCAAUUGAAAUACCAUGUAAUCCUAUGACAGGUAACCCUUGCGAUGGUAACGCAGAUUGCAUCAACCCUGUGGGAAGUUACUUAUGUGUUUGCAGUAAAGGAUAUGAAGGAGAUGGUGCUGUUUGUAGUGAUGUGAAUGAAUGUGACAUACCUGGUAUAUGCACUACAAAUGCCGUAUGUGCUAACACAGUGGGGUCAUACACAUGCACCUGCCCAACAACGUGUCCAGAUCCAAAUGAAUGUGGUGUCUCCGAUGACUGUGAUACAAAAGCAACGUGUACCAACAUCCCAUUCAGUGGCUUCCAGUGCACAUGUAACACUGGCUACUUUGGAGAUGGAACUGUGUGUUACAAUAUUGAUGAGUGUGCGAGUGGAAAUUAUAUGUGUCCUAUGAAUACUGACUGUGUUGAUUCAGUUGGAUCGUAUGUUUGUGAGUGUUCAGAGGGAUACGCAGACAACAUGGGAGUGUGCGAAGAUGUAAAUGAGUGUGCAGAAACGAGCUUGAAUGAGUGCAAUUUAAAUGCAAUAUGUACUAAUCGGAUUGGUACUUAUGAAUGCAACUGUAAGGAGGGUUAUUUUGGAGAUGGAUAUGCGUGCGUUGACUUCAACGAAUGCACACAGGCUGUACACCCCUGCGUGGCAACAUACGGCGAAUGUGUGAAUACUAUAGGAACAUACUUCUGCCAGUGUACAAGUGGUUUUACUGGGAAUGGAAUUGAUAGUUGCAUGGAUGUUGAUGAGUGUGCUGAAAACAUUGCCAAUUGUGAUACAGUUAAUUCCACGUGUGUGAAUACUAUUGGAAGUUAUGACUGUAACUGUACAGUGUCAGCUUUUUGCACAAGUGUUGCUGAAUGUGACGAUGAAUUGUUGAAUGACUGUGAUGAUUACGCAACUUGUUCUGAAUUAGACGGAGGUUAUACGUGUAGUUGCCUUCCUGGUUACACUGGUGAUGGCAUCACAUGCACAGAUAUUGACGAGUGUUUUCAGGGAUCAGAUACAUGUCCUCUCUACUCAAUGUGCGUCAAUACACCAGGUUCAUUCCAGUGUUUCUGCAAUGAAGGAUUUGCUGUUAAUCCAGAUUUUUAUCCAGAUGAGUUAUGGUGUGAGGAUGUUAACGAAUGUCAGAUUGAAAACCCUUGUGGCCCAAAUGCUGUAUGUACCAAUCAGCUAGGCUUUGGCAGAUGUGACUGUACUGUGGGCUGGAUCAAGCAAGGGAAUGACUGUAUUGAUCUUAACGAAUGCAACUUGGGUUCAGUAGUAUGUGAUGCUGAUGCAACAUGUAUGAACAGCCUAGGGACAUAUAACUGUUUAUGCGAUGCAGGGUUUGAAGGUGAUGGUACAAACUGCACAGAUGUUGAUGAGUGUGCAGGUGUAAACACAUGUGCAGGGGGUGCUGUGUGUGAAAAUACGAUAGGAAGUUAUAUCUGUAACUGUUCCGCAGGAUGUGACCCAGAUGUAGAUGAGUGCAGUAUAGGGACGGAUAUAUGCAGUGAACAAGCAACAUGCAGCAACAUAGUUGGUGGCUACAUGUGUGACUGCAACUCUGGAUAUAGUGGUGAUGGGUUCACAUGUAACAAUAUAGAUGAAUGUACAAUGGAGACAGACAAUUGUGAUGAAAAUGCAGUUUGCUUUGAUAUAAGUGGUAGUUUUCAAUGUGAGUGUAUUGAAGGAUUUGAGGGGAACGGACAGUCUUGUCAGGAUAUUGAUGAGUGUUCACUCUCUACGGAUGACUGUUCUGAGAUUUCGAACUGUUCCAACACAGUAGGAAGUUUUGAGUGUAUAUGCAAUGUGGGAUACAUAGACAUCGAUGGGGUUUGCACAGACAUCAAUGAGUGUUCUUCAGUCCCAUGUCAUCCAGAUGCGAUUUGUAUCAACCAAGAGGGGACAUUUACAUGCACGUGCAAUGGAGGUUACGCGGGGGAUGGUUUCACUUGUAAUGAUGUGAAUGAGUGUAUUACCGUGAACUGUUCAACCAAUGCAACGUGUGUCAAUACACCUGGUGCUUAUUUGUGCAACUGUUCAGGAACGUGCGAUGACAUUGACGAAUGUUCAAACGCCAGUCUCAAUGAUUGCGACAUCAACGCCAGUUGUAGCAACAUAAUAUAUGGAGGGUACACCUGCGAGUGCAACGUUGGCUACACAGGUGAUGGGACAACAUGUGUGGAUGUUGAUGAGUGCUUACAAAGUGAACCGUGUGAACAAGAAGAAAAUACACAAUGCGUGAAUACGGUUGGAUCUUUCUUGUGUAUAUGUGAUGAAGGUUUCCAAGAAGACCAAGGCGUCUGUAUUGAUAUAAAUGAAUGCAAUCAGGCUAAUUCCUGUAGCUCAUUUGCCACUUGUACUAAUACACAGGGCUCGUAUACAUGCACUUGUAAUAUUGGCUUUACUGGUAAUGGAGAAACAUGUGAGGAUUUCAAUGAAUGCAUAAGUGGGAAUCCAGAUUGCCAUCCCAAUGCUAACUGUAUCAACUCAUUUGGAGAAUAUACAUGCGAAUGUCAAACGGGUUAUGUUGGAGAUGGAACCAAUAAUUGUGAUGACAUUGAUGAAUGUUUAGCAACAAAUAAUUGUGUCCCAUUAGCAACGUGUAUUAACACGGAGGGAUCGUAUGAAUGUAUAUGUAAUGGAACGUGCGUUCCGGUUGAUGAAUGUGCUGAUUCGAUGCUGAACGACUGUAGUCCGUUGGCUACAUGCACAGAUACACCAGGGGGAUACAUAUGUACUUGUAAAGUGGGCUUCGAUGGAGAUGGACUUACAUGUGUUAAUAUAGAUGAAUGUCAAACCGGAACUGAUACAUGCCCUUCAUUAAGUGUAUGCAUUGAUACUCCCGGUAGCUUCGUAUGUGACUGUAUCGAUGGAUUCACAUUGCAAGACAACAUUUGUGAAGACAUCAAUGAGUGUCUCACAACAUUACCCUGUGAUGAAAACACCCAGUGUACCAACACAAUAGGCAGCUAUGAGUGCUCACCAUGUAACACAGGAUUCCAACUGCAAGGAGACACAUGCAUAGAUAUCAACGAGUGCUUAACAAACAAUGGAGGUUGUAACGCAACCACCAGUACUUGUGUUAAUAACGAGGGCUCGUUUCAGUGUGUGUGCGGCUCUGGUUUCACAGGGUCGGGAACCCCUAACGAGUGUGUGGACAUCAACGAGUGCACAGAACCAGGGCUUGGUUUAUGCACAGCUGUUAACUCAACAUGUAUUAACACAUUUGGGUCAUUUGAUUGUGAUUGCCCACCGGUAAACUGUACAGAUGUAAAUGAAUGCUCAACUGAAAAUGAUGCAUGUAGUGAGUUUGCUGAUUGUACCAACACUAUUGGUGCAUACACGUGUACGUGCAGGACUGGCUACGUUGGAAAUGGUUUCACGUGCAUUUAUGUUGAUGAAUGUCUGGCGGACCCAUACCCAUGUGAUCCCAAUGCCCAGUGUGGGGAUGAUCCAGGGCCAGGAACGUUUCAAUGCACAUGUUACCCAGGCUUUUAUGGUGUAUUUGGAUUUUGUUGUACUGAUAUAGAUGAGUGUUUGCGCGAGACUGACAACUGUGCAGAAGUUUCAACAUGCAAUAACACAAUUGGCUCAUUCACAUGCACAUGCCCGAAUGGAUAUCAAGGAGACGGAACAACGUGUACCGAUGUAAAUGAAUGUGACCCAUUGGUUCCCUCAAUAUGUGACUCCAAUGCACAGUGUAUAAAUACACCAGGCGCAUAUAUAUGCCAAUGUCCUCCUGGAUUCACAGGAGAUGGGGUAACAUGCACAGAUAUUGAUGAAUGUUCACAACCCAUAUGUGCACAAAAUUCCACGUGUAUCAAUUUACCUGGACAGUACGGGUGUAUAUGUGACACGGGACUCACAUGUAUUGACGUCGAUGAGUGUGACUUGGACCUUGAUAACUGUGACACUAAUGCCAUCUGUACAAACGUUGAGUACGGAGAUUUCAUAUGUGAAUGUGCCACUGGUUAUUAUGGAGAUGGUGUCACAUGUCAAAAUAUCAACGAGUGUAAUGUCCCAGGUAGCUGCCCCCAAGGAAACAUAUGUACAGACACACCUGGUGGUUUUACAUGUACAUGUGCUAGUGGCUAUACACAACAAUUUGAGGGUUGUGUAGACGUGGAUGAAUGUAGCUACUUCACUUUAAAUGACUGCACUGGUGAGAAUGGUAGCUGUGUUAACACCUUGGGUAGCUAUGACUGUAUGUGCAAUACAGGGUUCACAGGAAAUGGUAUCAUAUGCGAGGACGUUAAUGAGUGCGAGAUUGCCUCAAUUGAUUGUGGAUCAAAUGCAGAGUGUUUGAAUACUCUUGGGUCGUUUGAGUGUAUUUGUUUAUCUGGAUAUGAACUAGUAGGAGAAAUAUGUGUAGACAUCGAUGAGUGUUUGACAAACACAGAUUUGUGUCAGAUCAACUCAACUUGCAUCAACGAUGUCGGAUCUUAUAGCUGCAACUGCACAAUACCUGACUGUAUAAAUGUGGAUGAAUGUGACGGAGGUAAUAGUUGUUCUGAGCUAGCAACGUGUGAAGAUGAAGUGGGAUCCUACUCAUGUACUUGUCAGCCGGGAUACACAG